UGGCGGACCUUUGCGAAUUAGUACGAAUGAUAUUUCGUAAAGUAUUGAUUGCCCGAAUUGUACCCUUCCUCCAGCUGGAUAAAAGCACAUUCGUCUUCAGCUGGUCUGAGGUGUUGCCGCUUUCCUAUUGGCAAUCGCGCUUGGUGCAUUUUAAUUUUAUUUGUCAUCAGCAGUAAUAAGAACAGUUUUACUUCUAAUACUCCCUGUGUACCAAUCAACAACUGCUGAGCUAUGGCUGAAUACACAGAUAAGGUGCAAUUGUCUCCUUCACGUCGCGCUGAAGUACUGCGCGAAUGCCUGAGGAGUACCCUGCAAUUGCUUAAUGAGGAGCUGGAGGGUGAGACUUUAGAUUCUGAGCAGAAGGAAUCACUUGGGGUGGCAAAGCAAUGCCUUGAAGCCUGCUAUGAGUUAGAGGAUGAUUCACCUGUAGACACUCCAAACUUGCUCACUAUCUUUCAUAAGUUGAACCUUCCAGUUCCUGAGGAAGAAGUAUUAAAACUUGAAGCAGAGGGAGAGGCUUUCAAGCUUCGUGGAAACGAAUUUAUGCGCGAGGGUGACUUCCUUGCUGCAGUGGAUUAUUAUUCCAAGGCCAUCAAGGCUAAUAACAACAAAGCUAUCUACUACUGCAAUCGCGCAGCAGCUUAUAGUAGAUUGAACCGUCAUCGUGAGGCUCUAUUAGAUUGCAAAGAUGCUAUCAGAUUGGAUCCUUCAUAUGGAAAAGCCUAUGGUCGAUUGGGGAUUGCAUAUUCGAAUUUGAAUAUGUAUCAACAAGCUGCUGAAGCCUAUAGAAGUGCUUUGCAGCUUGACCCAACCAAUGCAUCAUAUGAAGCCAACUUGAAGUUGGCUGAGGAAAAGAUUCCUCAAUCUGCUGCUCAUCCAUCUUUGCCAGCUGAAUUUGAUUUCGGCGGAUUCAUGAACAAUCCCGCUUUACUGAACAUGGCAAGUCAGAUGUUAAAUGAUCCAACAUUUCGUAAUAUGGUUACUGGGAUCAUGAAUCCUGGACCAGGGGGAACAACUUUGGAGUCUUUCGUUGAGGUUGGACAGCAUAUUGCUGAGCAGAUGGGAAAUCCACAUGUUUUGGAAGAUAUAAGCAACAGCAUGUCAUCUGAUGACAACGGGCAGGGCCCGAGGCCGAACGGCGAGAACAGGGACUGAAUUUUUUAAUAAUUUUCCUUUUAAGUUUAAGCGUUUUCUUCAUGCUAUUUAGCGUAAUGUUAGAUAUUUAAACAUGUUAAAAUUAUAUUAUUAAAGAUAUUUAUACAUGGACGUUCGACGUUACAUAUUGAUGGAAGCAAUGUUGAACAUUGUGACAUGUAUUUUAGACUUGCAUUUAUCUGUUUUUUUUUUCUCCAGAUUAUAAAUCUGAUGAAAUAUCUUUCAAUAUCUUAUAGAUGUUAUUUUUAAGGAGUUGAGAACUUUCGUAUUACUACCAAAAUUAGAUAAUAUUUAAGGGUUCCUUGUACGACAUCAAUGUAAGACAAAAAUAACGACAUAAUUAUAAAUUA
Nicrophorus vespilloides is the source of this 1505-nucleotide messenger RNA. Its product is annotated as small glutamine-rich tetratricopeptide repeat-containing protein beta-like. Gene Ontology annotation, biological process: post-translational protein targeting to endoplasmic reticulum membrane. The transcript has 6 exons. Lineage: Eukaryota; Metazoa; Arthropoda; Insecta; Coleoptera; Silphidae. The record is from RefSeq and is a predicted model, not a curated record. Gene Ontology annotation, molecular function: molecular adaptor activity; protein binding. Gene Ontology annotation, cellular component: TRC complex; membrane. Bases 232 to 1155 code for a protein of 307 amino acids.